ACCUCCCAAGCGGAUCAUAAAAACCCAAUUGGGUUUAUAAACAAAAUGUAUGCUGCAGUUAACUUUCUAAAAUUCAGAGUCAUGCCAAAUCCCUUGUAAGGAGAAUCCUCAGGUUUCAGGCCCUUCAAGUAUCAAUUCACUCAUUACAUUCCAAGCAUAUUGACAUUUUCUGUGUUGAGCGAUGGCAGUCAGCAGCCAAUUGCCUCUUUCAGAUCCUGAUACUAGCUGUAAUGACCCAUGUUCAGGGGAUUCCUCCACCAAUGAAGAAGGUGACUCUAAACAAGUUUUUAGGGCAGAGUACAGGGACAAAUUGCUCAAAACAUUGCGGUGUCUGCGAGCUUUGGUACCCAAAGGAAGAGGAUCUCUUGCAGAAGACACAGUAGCAUAUGUUCAGCAGCUCAAAGAUGGAAUUGAGAGCAUACAGUCUGAGAUCCAUGGCAAGAUUCUUUCUUCUCAGAGAGCCUUGUUUGCUACUAUUGCUAAUAGGUCUCCUCAAGAGAAGGUGAUGGUGGAGAUGAAGGAUUCAGGCCUGGAAAUACUAGUGGAAUGUGAGAAAAAGCCUGGUCUUGCAUUGGCUCUGUCAAAGGCUAUUGACAGCUUUAACCUCACUAUCAUACAAGCUAGAAUGACCUGCCAACUGAGGAUCAGUUUCUUUGUUCUCAGUGAAAAGACUAUUGAAGGUGCAAUUGUAGAUCCAGAGCAACUAAAGACAAUCCUACAGCAAACUGUAAGCUCAUAUACUGGCUGCUCCAAUAUGAGUAUUGGGAACUGAAUAUGCAUACUAAUGACUGCAGCAUUGGACAAACUGAAGAAAAGCACAGAUUCAAGAAAGCAAUUGAUGUGUUUUCUCAACACAUGCUUUGCACAAUGCACUAUUACAGAGAAUGAUUGCAAUUUACAGCUCUACUGUAGUCAGGGUAGAGCAGCUGUUUUCAUGCUGUUGUGUGUGCCAUGCACUCUGUUUCUUGUUUGAUUAUAAAAUAUAAUAAUAAGAUUUUGAUUUUCCUUUAA
Messenger RNA from Cryptomeria japonica (Japanese cedar), 1011 nucleotides. RefSeq lists its product as uncharacterized. Gene Ontology annotation, cellular component: nucleus. Lineage: Eukaryota; Viridiplantae; Streptophyta; Pinopsida; Cupressales; Cupressaceae. Gene Ontology annotation, biological process: regulation of DNA-templated transcription. The transcript has 4 exons. The record is from RefSeq and is a predicted model, not a curated record. Gene Ontology annotation, molecular function: DNA-binding transcription factor activity; sequence-specific DNA binding. The coding region runs from base 182 to 772 and encodes 196 amino acids.